Molecule: messenger RNA, 744 nt
Organism: Funneliformis geosporum
Lineage: Eukaryota; Fungi; Glomeromycota; Glomeromycetes; Glomerales; Glomeraceae
Source: the annotation of a GenBank genome assembly
CAAAAGUCGCAAGAAAUUCUUACCACCGCCAAUUUCACCGCUGAAGAACAGCAAAAAGUAAGGGGUGGAGUAAUUACGGAAGAUAAUGCUCCCCAAAUAUUAGGAUUUGAUAAUCCUUUUAAUAAUCUUCCUACUUCACAAAAAGCGGAACAAUUUAGUCAGUCAGUCCAAGAACAAGUCGUAGCAAAACAACUCGCUGAACAAAUGGCUCAGCAAAAAGAACUAGAAAUCCAACAACAAACUGAAACUCUGCAAAAAGCUGCCGAGAUCGAACAAAAACUUAAAGAAGCCCAAACUAGUUUAGGCGAACCAAGGAUAACUUGGAAUAAAAUUAAGCAAACUUAUCCGGAAUUUGCCAACCAAUCAAUGCUGUUAGGCGAAUUGGAAAAGGCAGAUAGAUUACUAGAAAAAGAACCAAAAAGCGACCAAAUUUUAACUAAGCGGUUAGCAAAAUUACCAGUUCUUAGCGAAGCAGAAACUAAUUUAUUAAGCGGUCUAAAUUUAACGAUUGAGCAAUAUAUUGCUAUUUCCUUAAAAACUCCUUACUUAAAUGAAGCAGAAAAAGAAAAAGAGCAAUUUGUGGAAUUAAUUCUAACUUUAAGCGAGGAAAAACAAUUAUUUGGUUUAUCUGUAAAAGAAAAAGAAAACAUUCUCAAAUUUAUUCACUCUACGAUUAAUCUCACUGAAGAACAAAAAGCAGCCUUGGAAGAAAUGGGGAUUAAACCUUAUAAUGCUAGUGAAUGA